UUGCGCGCGCUCUGUCGCCUGGAGCCCGGGGCCGGCCUCGCCUCCCAUGGUGCUGGCCGCAGCCAUGAGCCAGGACGCGGAUCCCAGCGGCCCGGAGCAACCCGACAGAGAUGCCCGCAGCGUGCCGGGUGCUCCCGCGCCCCCCGCGGCCCCCGCGCCCACAGGCCCGCGAGGGAUGCCGCCGCCGCCGCCGCCGCCGCCCCCGGCCGGCCUGCCGCAGAUCAUCCAAAAUGCCGCCAAGCUCCUGGACAAGAACCCGUUCUCCGUCAGUAACCCGAACCCUCUGCUCCCUUCGCCCGCCAGCCUGCAGCUGGCCCAACUGCAAGCCCAGCUCACCCUCCACCGGCUGAAGCUGGCACAGACAGCGGUCACCAGCAAUACUGCCGCCGCCACGGUCCUCAACCAAGUCCUCUCCAAAGUGGCCAUGUCCCAGCCUCUCUUCAACCAGCUCAGGCAUCCGUCUGUGAUCAGCGCCCCCCAGAGCCAUGCUGCGACGGUGCCCAGUGCCCGGUUUCCCUCUAAUGCAAUUGCCUUCUCACCCCCCAGCCAGACGCGAGGCCCGGUGCCCUCUGUGAGCCAACCCCCUGGUGCCGUGGUGAUGCACCCUUUCAGUGGGGUUUUGCCUCAGACCCCUGCCCAGCCAGCGGUCAUCCUGGGCAUUGGCAAGACCGGGCCUUCUCCGGCUGUGGCAGGGUUCUGUGACUAUGGCAAGGCCAGCACCGGCCAGGCAUAUGGCUCUGAAACAGACAGUCAGCCCAGCUUCCUGCCAGCCACGGCCUCCACCACGGGCAGUGUGACCUAUGAAGGGCACUACAGUCACUCAGGGCAAGAUGGCCAGGCUGCCUUUCCCAAAGACUUCUAUGGACCCAACUCCCAAGGAUCGCAUGUGGCAGGUGGAUUUGUGGCCGAGCAGGCCGGGGCCAUGAAAGGUGAGGUAGGUCCUCUGCUGCAGGGUCCAAACAGCCAAUGGGAGAGCCCCCACGGAUUCUCUGGCCAAAGCAAGCCCGAUCUUACAGCAGGCCCCAGCCUGUGGCCUCCACCCCCCAGCCAGCCCUAUGAACUCUAUGACCCCGAGGAGCCCACCCCAGACAGGACCCCUCCUUCUUUUGGGGGUCGGCUAAACAACAGCAAACAGGGUUUCAUCGGUGCCCGGAGGCGGGCCAAGGAGGAGCAGGCGAUGCUGUCGGUGCGGCCCCUGCAGGCUCAUGAGCUGAACGACUUUCACGGUGUGGCUCCCCUUCACCUGCCACAUAUCUGUAGCAUCUGCGACAAGAAGGUGUUUGAUCUGAAGGACUGGGAACUGCAUGUGAAAGGGAAACUACACGCUCAGAAAUGCCUGGUCUUCUCUGAAAACGCUGGCAUCCGGUGUAUACUCGGUUCAGCAGAGGGAACGCUGGGUGCCUCUCCCAACAGCACGGCUGUUUAUACUCCUGCUGGGAACUCUGAAGAUUAUGUCUCAAAUCUUGGAUCAUCGUAUGCGGCCAUUCCAGCAAGGUCGUUUGCUCAGUCAAAUCCUGCAUUUCCUUCAGCUUCCCCGGGGACAAACUUUGCACAGCGGAAAACGGGUGCUGGCCGCGUGGUGCACAUCUGCAAUCUCCCGGAAGGAAGCUGCACAGAAAAUGACGUCAUUAACCUGGGGCUGCCCUUUGGAAAGGUCACUAAUUACAUCCUCAUGAAGUCUACUAAUCAGGCCUUUUUAGAGAUGGCUUACACAGAAGCUGCCCAGGCCAUGGUCCAGUAUUACCAGGAGAAAUCUGCUGUGAUCAAUGGUGAGAAGUUGCUCAUUCGGAUGUCCAAGAGAUACAAGGAGUUGCAGCUGAAGAAACCUGGGAAAACAGUGGCCGCCAUCAUCCAGGACAUGCAUUCCCAGAGGGAGAGGGACAUGUUCCGGGAAGCAGACAGAUACGGCCCAGAAAGGCCACGGUCUCGCAGCCCGGUGAGCCGGUCGCUGUCCCCGAGGUCCCACACGCCGAGCUUCACCUCCUGCAGCUCUUCCCACAGCCCUCUGGGCCCCACCCGCGCCGACUGGGGCAACGGCCGGGACUCGUGGGAGCACUCGCCCUAUGCCAGGAGGGAGGAAGAGCGAGAUCCGGGCCCCUGGAGGGAGAACGGGGAGGACAAGAGGGACGUGUGGGCACAUGAUCGCAAACACUACCCCUGGCAGCUGGACAAGGCGGACUUAGACGAGCGGCUGGAAGGAGGGAGGGGCCACCGAGAAAAACACCCGAGGCCGGGCUCCCCCAGCCCGCUGCACUCCACCUCUGGCUACAAGAGCCGGGAAGACAGCUACUACCGGAAGGAGCCCAAAGGCAAACCGGACAAGUAUGUAAAGCAGCAGCAGGAAGGACCCGGGAGGUCCAGGAGGAAGGAGGAGGCCAGGCUGCGGGACACCAGACACCCCUACCCCGAGGACUCGGGCAAGGAAGACGGGCUGGAGCCGAAGGUCACUAGGGCCCCUGAGAGCGUCAAGUCUAAGCAGAGUGAGAAAAACAGAACCAAGAGACCUGAUAGAGACCAAGAAGGAGCUGAUGAUAGACAAGAAAGCAGCGUGGCGGGGAAUGAGGUAACGAUGCAAUCUCUUCCCCAGGCUGGAAGAGAGGACCAGGAGGACAUGGAAGAAAGCACCGCAGUAGCAGGCAGGCAGGAGAAAGAAACCGAGUACUCUGAUGCAGAAAACACAAGGACAAAGGAACAAGACUGGGAGAGUGGAAGCGAGGCAGAAGGGGAGAGCUGGUAUCCCACUAACAUGGAGGAACUGGUGACAGUGGAUGAGGUUGGGGAAGAGGAAGAUUUUAUCAUGGAACCCGACAUCCCAGACCUGGACGAAAUUGUGCCCAUUGACCAGAAGGACAAAAUCUGCCCAGAAAUAAGUCCCUGUGUGACGCCCACCUUAGACCUGGACAUAACCAAGGAUUUCACCAACGAGGGAGUGAAGCCUGUAGGUAACGGGGCUACGGAAAUCAGCCUCAAGUCACCCAAAGAUCUGCCUUCUGCUUCUACGAGCUGUCCCAGUGACAUGGACGUGGAAAUGCCUGGCCUAAAUCUGGACACUGAGCGCAAGCCAGCUGAACGUAAGACAGGCCUCUCACUGGAGGGUUCAGAUUGCUACGAGAAGCAGGCAAAGGGAGGGGAGAGCUCUGAUGUUCAUCCGGCCCCUCCACUCCAGCAAAUGUCUUCCCCCAAGCCAGCAGAGGAGGGGGCCCGGCAGCCUAGCCCACCUUUCGAUGACCGCAAGGCCGGGGGGACCCCCGAAGAUGGGGCUUGUGAAGGCGGCCCCCCGGAGGGGAAAGCCAGCCCCUGCACCGAAACUGACCUCCAAAGCCAGGCUUGCCAAGGAGUGUCGGCCCAGGAAAACUCCAGGUAUGUGGAAAUGAAAUCUCUGGACGUGAGGUCACCGGAAUACGCGGAAGUGGAGCUGAAACAGCCCCUCUCGCUGCCUUCCUGGGAGCCUGAGGAUGUGUUCAGUGAACUUAGCAUUCCCCUAGGGGUGGAGUUCGUGGUGCCCAGGACUGGCUUUUACUGCAAGCUGUGCGGACUCUUCUACACGAGCGAGGAGAUGGCGAAAGUAAACCACUGCCGCAGCGCUGUCCACUACAGGAACUUACAGGGUAGUUGGACUGUACUGUGUUCUGGGCUUAUGGGCCAAACCCCCAGGCUGCCUUACCUCCCCACGGCAUGCCAGAGCCAUUCCUGCGGUCCCCAGAAGUACUUGUCCCAGCUCGCCGAGGAGGGCCUCAAGGAGACCGAGGGGGCAGGCAGCCCGAGGCCUGACGACAGCGGAAUCGUGCCUCACUUUGAGAGGAAGAAGCUCUAGGCCUCUGGCGGCUUCAGCCGGGAGAGGACGGCCUUCUGAGGCGGGGCCUUCCUGACCCCCUGGACAGGAGCUGAAGCCCGAGAGGAAGGCAAACGAGGCCAUUGGGGCUUGUUCUCAGAGACUCAUGAAAUCACCCCUGAGGUGUCUCCCUGGUGAGAGCUGUCACCCGGUGUGUCCAGCCGCCGAGGGCCACCCUCUCUCUCCCGAUGAUUCUUGUUUCCUUCAACUUGUUUCUCUCUUCUUCCGCCUCCUCCAUCUCUCUCACCUUCUGUGCCAAGGGUCACUUAUUUUUUAUAAAACACAACUCAGGGAUUUUCACAGUGCUCAAAUUCUUGAUGGCCAGCCGGAUCCAACGAGCAGGAGCUGUCACAGAAACCCCUGGGUCAAGAGCCACUUCGGGGAGCCUGGAGGCUGCUGUCUGCCUGGCGGCCUGAGCAGGGGGAGCUGAGUUGGGCCCUGCAGUCCUGGGGUGGGGGGAGGGCACCCGAGACCAUCAUUCGUUGGCGGGAGCCAGGAGUUUCUACAGCAGGACCGCUUUUCCAAAAAGCCCCCAGUUUUAAUAACUCUUCCAUCCUCUCAACUAUUCAACAAGUCCAUCAGAUUCAUGCCUUAAAAUAAAGUUAGUCAACUUCACAGAGGAGGAAAAGAGCUCUUUGUUUUGGAACCUCUAAGUUCCCCCCCAAAGUUAGGUCCGCCCUCAGGAUUGCAGGAGGUGCCAGGGGUCACUGUGUUCCAGACAACGAAUAUGUAGAUUCACGUCAAUAAAAAAUGAAAACAGUAGUGUCUUUUCCCUUCAGCCCAGACAGUAGGUGGGUCAGAAGCUGGCCUCCCAGCCACGUGUCCUGUUGCUCGAGACACACAAUGACAAGGAAAUGGUAUCUUGUCUUUGGCUCGCUCUUGGUGCCUGUGCUCUGGGCUCCAGCAGCCUCAGUGGGACGGCUUCUAAAAUGGUCUCUUGGGGUCAGGGGGAGGAGGAAGAAGCUAAGGUAAGAACAAGACGGCAGGACUGAAGAGCAGCAUUUCAGGAUUGCCAGGUAUUUAUAGGUAGGCAGGAGGUCAAGGGCAUUUCAGAGGACCCCGUGUGCAGACUUUGAUGUUGAGUGUUAUGAAGAAUAGAACUCUUCUUUCUCCAAGGUUUUCAGAUACUGGAGGUCAGUGCCUUUAGGCCCCAGAUUGGAGGGUCUGAUGUUCCAGCGUGAGCAUUUGGGACAGAGGUGCUGGGGGAGAGGCUUGGCCAUAGCCAUAGGGAAGACCUCCAGAAGGUCAGGGGGGAGCCUUGUCCCAUUUCCACAAGCCGAGCUACUGCCCUGGCUCGGGCCCUGGAAGAUGGUUCCCGUGUUUCUGUUCCUGACCACAGAGAGAGAGACUAGGAAGGGAUCGUUUGUUUUCUAUUAUUUUUUGCAAUUUUUAUAGUAGGUGACAUUUUUUUUUAAUGGUAGAUACUAUGUAUACUGCACAUUCUGUCCUCUGCAUUGAUGGUGAAAGAAUUGAAUAUUAUCUGAGUUUGACACUGACAUUUUAUCAGUAAGACUGAGGCACAGAGAAGAAGGAAAUGUUGCCCAUAAAAUGAUCCUGCAUAAAUCUUGGGGCACGUGGUCACUGGGGAGGAGGGGGUUGCGGGGAAUCUGUCAAAGAGAACAGCGAAGGCAAGUCCAGGAGGCAGACCAGCCAGCCGGGGCACGUGCAGUGAGAAGCUGGAGGAAGCGGGAAGUCUGACCUUGGCAUUAGGCCACCUGGGGUCCCCAGAAAGGUUGGGGUCUCGAAGAGAGUGGGCUCUGGAGAUGGUGGCUCAGCUCCAGCUGCCUCCACGGGUUUCUACCUGGUGUUCUAGAACCAGCCACCUCCAUUUCUGGGAAAACCCCUGACCCUGUUUGUCUGUCUUCCCACAUGGGGGAUGACUAGGGUCGGCUCCCUGGCCUCCCUGGGAACCUUGCUGAGAAAAGUCUACCACCUCCAUCAUAGGCUGGGACUGAGCAUUUUCAGAAAGGCUGGCAGUCUUUUCUCCCAGCAAAGUGGAAGCUGACGCCACCAGCUAGCUCAUCCCCGCAAAACUGUUUCCAUGGAAAUCAGGAUGGCUGUUCAAACAGCUUCUUUCCCAAGUAGUGCAAUGGCUCCCUUGCUGAUAGACUGACCUCCAGAUUGCAAAUCUGGCAAGAGCCCCUAGGAGGGAGAGAGGAGAGGCUCUCUGCAUUUAAUCAGAACCUUCAGUCUAAAAAUCAUCUAAGAUUCUGUAUUUGUGUAUAUAUGUAUAUUUAUUUCUAUUUAUUUUUAUACAAUUCCAUUGGCAUGGUCCUUCACCCACUCUAUAAUUUGCACUUCUUGCUCCGAUAUGUGACACACAAGGCAGUAUUAAAGAAAGCCAGGAAAAUACUGAUGUAUUUUUUUAAAGCUUUUCUUCAGUGUUUGUCAAACAUUUCAAAGUGUCUCCCCAAAAAGCUUGUGUAAGAGUAGCUGCUGCCUUGAGCAACAGAUUCAUUUGUACCCUGGGUUAAGAUAACAAAAGGCCUAUGUAAUUCUCUUUUCAUUAUUAACACCCAAAAUAAAGUAUAUCCAGACGGUAUUCCCAAAGAAUUUGGUAGAUUUGGUGUUGGUGUGAGAACAGCCAUUGCUAUCCAAUUUCCCUUUCUUGGACAAGUCUAAGGCUGUGAUCUGUUAGAUUAUACUUGAACUGGACCAGAGUUUGUUUUUUGAGCUUAUGAGAAAAAGAAAAACACUAGUUAAUUUAAGUUUGAACUUGUAAAAUACUGGAAUUUGUUGAGUGUCUUAUAAAUGGUCAUCACUUUUCCUGAUCUGUAUAGUUGACCGUCAUGUUUGUUUUUACAAAAAGAAAAGAAAAGAUUUUUAAUAAAGAGAAUUUGAAAGCUUG
Hyaena hyaena (striped hyena) is the source of this 6680-nucleotide messenger RNA. It is a transcript of the gene RBM20, whose product is annotated as RNA binding motif protein 20. The record is from RefSeq and is a predicted model, not a curated record. NCBI's taxonomy places the organism in Eukaryota, Metazoa, Chordata, Mammalia, Carnivora, Hyaenidae. Bases 47 to 3814 code for a protein of 1255 amino acids. Gene Ontology annotation, cellular component: nucleus. Gene Ontology annotation, biological process: regulation of RNA splicing. The transcript is spliced from 15 exons. Gene Ontology annotation, molecular function: zinc ion binding; mRNA binding.